GAGGCUGGGGUACACAGUGCGUGGGAAGCCAGUCCAUCACAGGACGCGUACAAUCAACAGUCAUUUAUAUUUUACCAUUUAGAGACUCACCAAACCACAUUACCGAAAGUAAAAAGAAGCGUAAUUCCAACGUUGGUGUUUUUAUUUUAAUUGUUCGUGCCCGGUGUUAGUAUAUUGCUAUAGUUUCUGAAUUGCUGCUAUAAUGAUUUUCAGAUGAAAAUAUGUGGAAUUAUAUUAUUGAAAAAUUCUAUUUUACUAGGUUGUUGCGAUAUUGUUUAAGAAACUUGAAUUACAAAACUGGACAAAAGAGUUCGAGAAUAGUUUACAUAAAUGGUUGACUUAUUAUUGGUAUUGAUACAGGAAGCAUGUUUGUCUGACGCCUCGCCCGAAGCGUUUCGCUAUGUUUGUCUCUUAUCGGACGCCAUACUUAGGAAGUUGCACCAGUCGACCUGAAAAUUAGACGGUUAAUGCCAAACUGUAAACUGGAUUAGAAAUGUCUCUAAAUUCGUAACUAAACUGUAGCUAGAGGCAUUAACCGACUCUGCUGAACCCGACCGUGGGACUGUUGUGCGUUAUCGGCGCUCAUAUCAACGCAGACAGGAUUUCAGGUGGAAGUGCCCACGCUUUCGCUCCUUAUGGAUUCGUGGGUUCGGUUCAGUGCGCAGAGCCAAGCCAAAGAUCGGCUUUUCAGGGCGGCACAGUAUGCCUGCACGUUGCUCGGUUACACCCUCCUCAAGGGAGGGGCCAACAGGGAUCUGCUGUCCAAGGUGAAGCUGCUGGAGAGCCACCUGAGCCUGGCGAGGAAGCUGCUGCGGCUGGGGAACUCGGCCGAUGCCCUGGAGGCAGCGAAGCGCGCGGUCCACCUCUCCGACAGCGUGCUGCGCUUCUGCAUCACCGUGGCCCACCUGAACCGCGCCAUGUACUUCGCCUGCGACAACGUGCUGUGGGCCGGCCGGACGGGGCUGCUGAGCGGGCUGGACCAGGACAAGUGGGGCCAGAGGUCUUUCAGGUAUUACCUCUUCGCCCUGAUCCUCAGUCUGACCCGGGACGCCUAUGAGAUCAGCCUGCUGAUGGAGCGGGAAUCCCGUGGCACGGGGGCGUCCUGGAAGACCCCCUCCAGAGGCCUGUGUUCCCCGGCACAGGAGAACGGGGAGGCUCUGGUGGGCGCUGCCUCAGAGCCCCCCUGCCUGCUGGCCCCCCUCCCCACGCACCUGCGCAGACGGCUCCUCCUGCUGGCCGCCGUGCUGCGCGGGAACCCGCCCCUCGCGCUGGACCUGCUUAAGAACCUUCUCGACAUUUUCAUCCCCCUGGAUCGUCUGGGCCUGUACCGGACGGGUCCCGGCUUCGUGGGUGCCUGCGGCCUGGCCUCCUCCGUUCUGUCCAUACUCACCAUGGUCUACCCCUGGCUCAAGCUGAAGCCGUAACUCUCUGCCCUCGGCUGCUACUGUUUUUUUUUUUUUUUAUUAAUCAGAGGUUGGACUUUCUCAGGUGAAAUGGUUUUAAGACGAGUCGCAGCAUGCAGUCGGCGGAGAGACGGUGCUGUGCGGUUCGUCUUCAUAAAAUGUGACGCAACAUCCUGUUUGUUUGUUUUUUUUGGUUGCUGUUUUGAUGAUGUCGUGCUAACGGUCAUGUGGGCCAGAGGUCACAUGAUGUGUCUGAUAACUGUCACACUAGGACCCUGAAUUGACCAGGAAAUGAUACUUUGCUGACUGUUGUCACACAAGACAUGAGGCCCAUAUAAAAUGAUCUGAAUUUAAUGGAUGAAGGCCGGCGUGGACUGAUGUGUGGUCUUGAUACAGGAUGUGUCUGUCUGUAGUUCCUUUGUUACCCCAUUAAACACCAUUCAGUGUGUUUUUUUUUUUUGGGGGGGGGGGUGUGGGAUGAGAAUUUCAGAGGAACCGGAAUUCAUCGCCUGGAUGAUCAGAAAGAUAAGAAACCCAGUAAUCAUCAUAAGUAAUGGCAUAUCCUACGCUGUUAAUACUAGUUGCUGUUUAAUCUUUAACAGUAUUAGUAUAGUCAGGCCUUAUUCUACGGUAUUUUGUGUGAAAAAUGUUUUGGCAAUUUAAUGUUUGAAACUUAUAUGCAAUUAUAAAACUGAUCCAUUACAGAUAGUAAUUCGGUUAGAUUAAAUUUCCUUCCCCCGUACCAACAACAACAAAAUAAAUUUUACACCCAGUGUGUAUUGUAAAUAUUUGCAACCAAGUAACCAGGCUAACAGCCUCAAAAUAAAUAUUUUUUUUUAAUAUAUUUUGUUAAAAAUUGUAUUUGCCUUGCAAUGUCCGUUUGAAUUAAUGCUCGUUUAAAUGCUUUUAUACACCCUCUGUUAAUAAAGGGAUGGAUAAUUUUCUGACUUCA
Molecule: messenger RNA, 2355 nt
Organism: Paramormyrops kingsleyae
Lineage: Eukaryota; Metazoa; Chordata; Actinopteri; Osteoglossiformes; Mormyridae
Gene: pex11b
Product: peroxisomal biogenesis factor 11 beta
Biological process (GO): peroxisome fission
Cellular component (GO): peroxisomal membrane
Source: RefSeq, a predicted model, not a curated record